GGAACUAACGCUGUAGCCUGCUUGCCAGUAUUUUGUCGACGACGACAACCCCCAUCUGCUUUGGCACUUUCUUUUUGUGUUUUACUGAUUUGAAGCUAUCUUGCGUUUCGCCGGCGAACCUCGUGACACCUCCGCCCCAGCCAUCUCAAUCCGCGCGUGCUCCCCGACCGGGCCGGCAACCAUGUCGUUCGACCAGCUAUCAUCACUCGAGUCGCAGCAGCGACGGGGGAACCGGGGAUAUGUGGACGACCCGGAGUUCCAGAAGCUGUCGCAGGACCUCAUGAACAAGCUGUUCAAGGUCAACGGCAACAUCUCGCGGCUGGGCACCGAGAUCAGCCACCUGUGCACGAGGCGGGACACGCCGCGGGUCCGGGAAAGGGUGCACGACCUGCUGGAGGAGUCGAGGAAAAUGUUCAAGGAAUUGGGCGAGGGCGUCAAGAAGAUACAGUCUUGGGAAGACGUCACGCCCAAUCAAAAAUACACCCAGCAGAAGCUCUCGCGCGAAGUCCAGACCUCCCUCUCCGAAUUUCAAAACCUGCAGCGCCAAGCGCUCGACAAACAGCGCGCCUCGGUCAGCGCCGCGCGCGCCGUGAACGACGAGGACGGCGCCCUCAGCGGCACCCACCCAUUGGGCGGCGGCGGCGGCGGCGGCGAGGGGGCGCACCUGGAGCAGCUCCAGCAGCAGGAGCUGUCGCGGCUGGCGCCGCAGGAUGAGGUUGAUUUCCAGGAGGCGCUCAUCAUCGAGCGCGAGGAGGAGAUCCGCAACAUCGAGCAGGGCGUCAACGACCUCAACGUACUCUUCACCCAGGUCGCCCAGAUCGUGUCGGAGCAAGGCGAGCAGAUCGAGAGCAUCGUCGACAACGUCGAGAACGUCCGCACCGAUACCCGCGGCGCCGACUAUGAGCUCCGCAGCGCCGCUAGAUACCAGAAGAACGCCCGCAGCAAGGCCUGCUGUCUGCUGCUCAUCCUGGCCGUCAUCUUCACCAUUGUUCUGCUGGCCAUCUUCCUAGGCUAAGCGGGAGGUGUGUCAGGGGGUAGAGCGGCGGGCCUGUGCGUGACACUUUGUCACAGGCGGUAUACAGGGAAACGGGGAGGGUGCGUCCAACGGCAGCAUACACCGUGUUCGCAUUCCUAUGUAAAUUCAACAUCACUGGCGUUCAGGAGUUUGGCCCGGGCGCGCUAGACGCCGGGUCCGGGUGGGCUUUUCAGGGUAUCUAUCAAUCUCCUUUGUCUAUCGUCUGCAUCUUUAGUCUCUUGUUCACAGAUAGUAAUACUGGUCGGUUCAAUGUUUGUCUGCUGUCCGAUGUCGCCGGUGGGUCCCAAGACAACAACUCGAAGAUGAGAGAGCAACCUAGAAGGCCAGACUAUCCUUUGAGAUGUUGUUUUGUUUGCGUUGGCCAUGAA
Messenger RNA from Gaeumannomyces tritici R3-111a-1, 1404 nucleotides. RefSeq names its product SNARE domain-containing protein. The record is from RefSeq and is a predicted model, not a curated record. Gene Ontology annotation, cellular component: SNARE complex; membrane; endomembrane system. The coding region runs from base 182 to 1015 and encodes 277 amino acids. NCBI's taxonomy places the organism in Eukaryota, Fungi, Ascomycota, Sordariomycetes, Magnaporthales, Magnaporthaceae. Gene Ontology annotation, molecular function: SNARE binding; SNAP receptor activity. Gene Ontology annotation, biological process: vesicle fusion; intracellular protein transport; Golgi to vacuole transport. The transcript has 2 exons.